CAAACACCCGCGAUUCUACCGGACCUUCGCCGAAAAAUCGCCAGCGCAGCCAGCCGCAGGAUCAUCCGGAGUGAAGCCGUGAGGCCAAGGCGGCCAAGCAUCGACGGCACGGGCUCGACGGACGCUGCGCAGCAAGGCGCCGAUGCCGACAACCACCAAACCGACACACCAACCCAUUCGCUUUUCGCCACGGAAGCUGCCGCUGCUGCAGUCGCUGCCGCGCACCAUGGCCUUCAAGCACUCCAAGCUGCCGUCGCCGCACCCGCGCCGGCGCGGGCGGCAAAUCCAGUGUCGUCUCAACAUGCAUCACUCGCCGACGCCUCCUACCUGAUGACCGGCCCCAAUGUUGGGCAGCCGCAGCUUGCGGGCUCAAACCAGAAAGCGAAUCCGAAUCCCACCAAGGCAACGCGCUUGCGCCGCGCUUGCGAUAUGUGCAGCCAGCGCAAAGUCAAGUGCGACGAGACCCAACCAUGCCGGCCAUGUACCGACCUCGGCGUCGACUGCACCUUUAACCGGGUCGUGAAGCGACGCGGACCUCCCAACAAGCAUGCAGAGGCAGCAAAGGCGGCCAAGCAGCAGAGACUCGAACCAAACAUUAGCCCAGGCCCGCACAAUGCCGCCGAGACGCUCAUCUCCAUCUCGGGAGCCCAGGAGGCGCAGCACAUCCUCGACGCCGAGUCCAUUGCCCCGUGGCCCGUCCUGACCCUGCUCAUCGACGACUUCUUUACGUACAUCCACCCGCUUGCGCCAUUUCCCCACGAGCCGACGUUCCGCAGGUCGUUUUCUGCGCGAGAGGACCGCACGAACAGGGGAUUUCUCGCCCUGCUCGCCAGCAUGAUCGGCUGCUUGGUAGCCUCUUUCCCCAGAACUGCGCGGUUACAUCUCAAAACGCAGCAACAAAGCAUGCACAUGUACCCUAAAGCCAUUAACCUGAUCGAGCGGUGCAGGACGGUUGCCCUCGCCGCCCGCGGAGCCUCCUUCUACAGCCGCGACGACAUAACCGUCUAUGACGCGGCGACGAGCUACUUUCUCGGGCUCGCGGCUGCUUACACCAUGCAGUGGAAAGUGUGUCGGCGUUUUAUGGCCGAGUCCAUGACUUUCAUCCGAGAGCUGGGUUACCACAAGCCGCGCGACAUGGGCUCUUCCAUGUUCGGCGUCACUUACCGUGGGCCGCCGUUCAACCAUGUCGAGGACCAGCUUGGCAAGCGCAUCUUUUGGUGUUUGUUUCUGGGGCUCCGAUCCAUGUACCAGCUGGGCACACACCACAGCGACAUUGUCCUCCCGCCACCCACGCCGGGCGAGCCAUACCCUGACCUGCCCGUCGAGGUGGAUGAUCAGUACAUCUUGACCCAUCAGAUACUGGGUCAACCGGAGCACACACUCUCGCUUCUUACUGGCUUCAAUUACGGCAUCAAGAUCUACAUGACGAUGAACGGCCUUGUAAGCGUGGAGCUGUCCUACGGCAUCUCUACCCUUCCCUUUCACGAUCAGAAGGCGAUGCUGGAUGAGUCGCUGCAGGCGGUGAAACAGAUCUUAGAUGGCUUGCCGCGCGAAUUGACGAUUGACCUGGACGCCGGAUCGAGCAGCAAGCCCAGCCACAACCUCCCCAACGUCAUGCCAACCGUGGCCCAAGCCGGGGUCUUUGAUGACGCCGCCAGCGCCCUGCACUAUUAUCCCAUCCCCUACGCCCACCUUCAACCGCAGCAGCACCAACAACAACAACAACAACAGCAGCAGCAGCAGCAACAGCAGCAACAGCAACAACAACAACAACAACAACCGACGCCCGAUUUCCGCCACAAACCGGGCGCACAGCUCGAACGCCGCCGCCUUCUCCAGUACGAGAUCCAGAAAGCCAACAUCUAUGCCUCGCAGAUCUCGACUCGCUCUUACUACGUCGAGCGCAAAUCCGUCGCGGCGGCCGAGCAGGCGGACCCGGUCGACGCCAACAUGACGGCCGAGCGGGAGCUCAUCGUGCAGCACCUGCUGACGGUGCUCGCGUCGAUCCCGCAGCGCAGCAUGGAGCCCAACGGGGCCUCGCUCAUCAACAAGAUCCGCCAGGUCGCCAGCACCCUGGUCAACGACGCGCCCGAGCGCAAGGGCCCCGUCGCCGUCAAGGCCCAGGAGUCCCUCAGCAAGUUCGUCGACAUCCUCAUGCGCCUCGAGCGCAUCCCCCCCGCCGCCGGCGGCCCGGACGGCGCCGUCGUCGGCCUUGCCGCCGGCGAGGACGAGGAGCAGGAGCUCCGCACCUGGGCCGAUCUGAGGGAGCACCAGGUCCGCUUUCUGCAGGGGGGUGGGUUCAUGGGCUUGCCUUGA
Molecule: messenger RNA, 2316 nt
Organism: Thermothelomyces thermophilus ATCC 42464
Lineage: Eukaryota; Fungi; Ascomycota; Sordariomycetes; Sordariales; Chaetomiaceae
Exons: 6
Biological process (GO): regulation of DNA-templated transcription; DNA-templated transcription
Molecular function (GO): zinc ion binding; DNA-binding transcription factor activity, RNA polymerase II-specific; DNA binding
Source: RefSeq, a predicted model, not a curated record